GAGAAUAAAACAUAGACAGUGGGGCACAUAAUAUUCAUAACUGUUUAGGUUGUGCAGGAAUCAGCUGUGAACAUAGUUUCUUAAGUUUGAUAAAAUAUAUAUAUAACUACUCGAAGAUGGUUCAGAGGAAACAAACGCAACCGAUCAUUCCCCAGAGGAAACCAAUACGCCCUAUUGAGCGCCAGAAAAUGCGGCCAUGGUUGGUCAAUCUUCUGAAUAAUGAGAACAUCGAGGGAUUUUCUUGGGAGUCUCAGGAGCGCGAGACAUUCCGGAUCUCCUGGAGACACGCUGCCAGACAAGGGUGGGAUCCCGAGGUGGAUGCCGGGCUGUUCGAACUAUGGGCCAAACAUACGGGAAAAUACGUGGUGGGUGAUGAACCCGAUCCCAAAAGGUGGAAGGCUAACUUCAGGUGUGCCUUAAACAGCCUCCCCGACGUCAAACAGCUCAAAGAUCAAGGCCAAAGGAAGGGCAAGGACGCAUAUAAAGUUUACCAGUUCCUCAACGAGAAAAAAGCCGUCCACAAACACAAAUCUGCAGAGCGAACCUCUGUACCAAAAAUAACCCAGACCAAAACGAAGAGGAGUCUGCGAGCUCGCAAUACCAAGAGAAUCUCUUACAGGAAGAUGGUAGAGAUGGACAGCGAAGGCGAAGAGGAGGAGUCUUCCUCAGACUUCAUCAUGUCGGAAUCCGACAGCUCAGCUUCUGUGGGGAAUGACACCCCAGAGCGAAUGGACGACAUCUCAUCAGACAACGAGCCAGUAUUUGAGGAAAGCUUAGAAACACGCCUCCCAGAUUUCAAUAAAAUCUGUAAAUCCACAGAUCUCACAUCCCUCCAGCUGCCCCCGGAGAAGGACCUCCGAGGUCACGUGCCUUGCCCUUACCCCAGUACCAACACUCUUUUCCAGUCCCUCUCCCAGGUAUCCCCCUCCAUCGGGGGAACUAGAGAUGAUGAGUCCGCCUCGACCACAAGCAGCACAUUAACUGACGAAGAACUGAUACAGCUGGUUAUGGAAGCCGAGGUCCAAACACCGGAAACGGAAUACCCCGAUUUGUGGGGCAGUGGACUUCCGGUGCCACAGGAGGUCGCUUACGUUGAUGCCAUAAUUGAAGAGGGUGAUACGACCUACUUAAUUUUGGACAAUGUGGAAAAUGAAGUUGUGAUCACAGAUACCCCCGCAGUACGCUGUGAACAGAUCACAAAUGGAGAGGUCAUGCAGUACACUGGAUUGACUGAUCUCUCACAGCUAUGAACUAAUAAAGUGACUCUGUGAAAAAAAACACUGAUAAUCCAAUUAUCAUCCGUCGGUCGGACUGACAAACCAGCGAAGGCCCCGUCGAUUUCAAGAGUGUAUUCAUCCGCCAUUCUUCGAAGAGAAUCAUCCUUCAUCAUUCAUUAUAUACUAUUGUUGGGGUGAAUUAAUGACGACGAUUUGAUUUUUAUUGUCUUUGUGGGAAAGGAAGCUGGUCUCCAUUUUCUCAUUUUGUGCAAUAUCGUGAUAUAUCUUGUCACGUGACUGAGAAUGUCAUAUGACGGACAAACCAUACCAAUUGCUCAGGUUGAAAACAAAAUUAAAAUAAAAGGACCAAUCGUUUCCAUGACGAUUAUACCGGUGCACUGUUGAGUAAAAAAGGAAUAAAAAAAAGACAUAAACAUUAAAUGGAAAUUACAUGUGCAAACUGACACUUGUAUGUAGACAAACAUGUACUUGAUAAUGUAUAAUGUGUAUGUUGCUGAAUACUAGUAAAAUGUGAUAUAUCUGAA
This is a messenger RNA of Saccostrea cuccullata (small rock oyster), 1762 nucleotides long. RefSeq names its product interferon regulatory factor 1-like. The coding region runs from base 117 to 1250 and encodes 377 amino acids. Gene Ontology annotation, cellular component: nucleus. The record is from RefSeq and is a predicted model, not a curated record. NCBI's taxonomy places the organism in Eukaryota, Metazoa, Mollusca, Bivalvia, Ostreida, Ostreidae. The transcript has 9 exons. Gene Ontology annotation, molecular function: RNA polymerase II cis-regulatory region sequence-specific DNA binding; DNA-binding transcription factor activity, RNA polymerase II-specific. Gene Ontology annotation, biological process: immune system process; regulation of transcription by RNA polymerase II.